UUCGAACUGAACUCAGUUAAACUUGGUUUUAAAUCUCUGCCUCUCUAAACCCUCUUGUUUGUACCGCAGUGAGAAACCCAUAAAGCAUGGCACCAGGACUAUCGAAGACCAUGCGCUUCUUGCUAGGGCUGCCACUGCUAGGCCUCGCAGCACUGUGCCUCCUGGCCAUGGACCCAGAAAAGCUUGUGGCCCAUCAGCAGCCGUCCCUCGAGUCCGGAAAGAUCGAGUUCAGUGACAAUUCCAUCACAAUCCUGAAGCGCUUCUAUCAUUUCGAGUUUCUGGACAACAUCUGGCGCGGGGCGACGGUCACUUUCUCACCCUCCACGCUCGGAUACGACAGCAUAAGCUCCUGGCAGGUGUUUUCCUUCCUGCACGAUCUGGGCCCCGUAUAUGCCGUCUGGUUUCUUGAAUCCUGCCGCGUUGGGAACCGCUUCACGCUGGCGUACUUCCCGACUAUAUUUAUAUUUGCCGGCCAGCUGCUGGGCAUCGGCUCCGCCGCCCCGGUCUUUUACUUCCUCGUGCUCGUCGCCAGCCCCUCGCCGUCAGAGCUCGCCCGCUCGGGCCGCGGCCGCCAGCUGAGCACCGGGGGCAUCUCAUUCUUGCUCCCGCUCAUGCUGCUCCUCCACACCGCGGAGGUGUUUGCCGCGUUCUGUGCCCCGACUCCCGAGGCCCGUCACUACUGGACCUGGGCGUGGCAGAUGGCGCACUUGGAGGUGGGGGUGCUCAACUCGGUCAUGUCGCUGCUCUUGUCGCUGUUCGCGUCGGCCAAGACCACUCGCAACAGCGGCGUCUCUCCUGCGAAGUUGCUGGCUGUGUUGGGCUCGGUCUCCACGGGCGUGUGGCUUUAUACGAGAUUUUGUGCCCCUUAUCCCAUCUCGGAUAUCUUUGUACCCGACCGAGGUGGGCAUUCUGAUUUCAUCCCGCACACCCGGUGGGCUCUUCAGCUUGAUGAACUGUCCGGCUUCGCGAGCUGUUUCAUCUGGCUUUUGUAUUCGUUUCUGGACCUCUGGGCUGCAGGAAUCGAAGGAAAGUACAGCAUAAUUCUCCCGGUUGCCCUAUUUCCAUUAGUGCUCGCUUGUCUAGGCCCUGGAUCUGCGUUCGCGUUAGGUUGGUGCUGGAAGGAAACUUUGAUAGGGUCGGGCAUGGUGAAACGUUAAAAGCGAUGGGGGUUUCUGUAACACUGCGCGCACACGAGACGGCCGCCGCUCAGAGCAUGUCAACAUUACAGCUUCGGUGCUUCUAAGCUGGUUCCCAAUCGUUCGGUGGGAGUAUAAGUGCCUUUUAUGGCCAUUGGUCAUCGACACACGUGUUGUGGCCCGCAGUGUUGGGCCUCGGUUGCGAAUUGCCCUUUGAAUGAGCUCUGUACAAACGGCGCUUUGUCGACUGAUACAACAUAUUAAAUAGUUCCUAUAGCAUCAAUCCUCAUGUACUAGACAGUCUCUCAUACAACGUUGUUUGCAAAUUGUACAACACUUUGGAAUUGUCGUCUUGGGACUGGG
Diaporthe batatas is the source of this 1499-nucleotide messenger RNA. RefSeq lists its product as uncharacterized. The transcript is spliced from 2 exons. The coding region runs from base 87 to 1157 and encodes 356 amino acids. The record is from RefSeq and is a predicted model, not a curated record. NCBI's taxonomy places the organism in Eukaryota, Fungi, Ascomycota, Sordariomycetes, Diaporthales, Diaporthaceae.